Molecule: messenger RNA, 2425 nt
Organism: Brachypodium distachyon (stiff brome)
Lineage: Eukaryota; Viridiplantae; Streptophyta; Magnoliopsida; Poales; Poaceae
Product: DEAD-box ATP-dependent RNA helicase 9
Exons: 7
Coding region: 111-1952 (613 amino acids)
Molecular function (GO): ATP binding; nucleic acid binding
Source: RefSeq, a predicted model, not a curated record
UUUGCACUCCUCGUCUAGUUCUCCCCCAUUCCCCUGGAAAACCCUAAACCCCGAGACGCCGCCAUAAACCCUAGCCGCCGCCGCCUCAGCAGCAGCAGCAGCAGCCAGCCAUGUAUGCCAUGCUCCGCCGCGCGGAGCCCCUCAGGAGGCGCGCCGCGUCCGCCAUCGCGGCCGCCCUGAUCCACCGCCCGGCGGCGGCUGCGGCGGCGCGGUCGCCGCUCCCUCUGGCCCCGGCGGCGACGUGGUUCCACUCGUCGCCAGCGUGGCUCGGGUUCAGGGAGACGGGGGCGGCGCGUGCGGCGGCGCGCGCGGAGUUCGCGGCGGACGACGGGUGGGGGUACGAGGAGGAGAAGAGGCCGGCGGGGGCUGGCGGCGGAGGCGGUGGUGGGGCGAAGGAGGAGGGGCUGGAGGUGGCCAAGCUCGGGAUCUCGGACGAGAUCGUUACCAGGCUCGCCGCCAGGGGCAUCACCCGGCUGUUCCCUAUCCAGAGAGCUGUCCUUGAGCCAGCAAUGCAAGGACAGGACAUGAUUGGCCGUGCCAAAACCGGGACAGGGAAAACUUUGGCAUUUGGAAUCCCAAUAUUGGAUGCGAUUAUUAAACAUAACAAGAAGCAUCAACCUGGACGGUUUCCCCUCGCUAUUUGUUUGGCGCCAACAAGAGAACUUGCAAAACAAGUCGACAAGGAAUUUGUUGAUUCUUCUCCUCUAAAGACACUCUGUGUUUAUGGAGGCACUCCAAUUCAGCAUCAAAUAAGAGAACUUCAGUAUGGUGUUGAUAUAGUUGUUGGGACACCUGGACGAGUAAUUGAUCUGCUGAAACGGGGUGCUCUGAAUUUGUCGAUGGUCCAGUUUGUGGUUCUUGAUGAAGCAGACCAGAUGCUUUCAGUGGGUUUCGAUGAAGCCGUUGAAGAAAUUUUGCAGAGUGUGCCUGUGAAGCGUCAAACCCUGAUGUUCUCUGCAACAAUGCCAACCUGGAUACGCAAGCUCACACAGAAGUACCUAAAAAAUCCUGCCACUGUUGAUCUUGUGGGCGAAGAUGACCAGAAACUGGCAGAAGGAAUUAGUCUGUUGUCUAUUGCUACAGAGAAUCAUGCGAAACCUGCUGUUCUUGCACAAUUGAUUCAGGAUCAUGGUAAAGGUGGUAAGUGCAUUGUAUUUACACAAACAAAAAGGGAUGCUGAUCGAUUGGCAUUCACCAUGGGUCGUAGCAUCCAGUGCCAACCCCUUCAUGGAGAUAUUUCACAAGUCCAAAGAGAGAGAACACUUGCAGGAUUUCGUGAUGGGCGGUUUAGUACUUUGAUUGCCACAGAUGUUGCUGCUCGUGGUUUGGAUAUUCCAAAUGUAGAUCUGGUGAUACACUAUGAAUUGCCAAACAGUUCGGAGAUAUUUGUUCACAGGUCUGGCCGAACUGGCCGUGCUGGGAAGAAGGGUACUGCAAUUGUGAUGCACAGCUACCAACAAAGUAGAUCUGUCCGAGGUAUUGAGCAAGACGUUGGAGGCAAGUUUAAGGAGCUUCCAAAGAUCAAUGUUGAAGGUUCUGAUUUGACGAUGGCUAGUGGUUUUGAUUCCUAUGGAAGUGGAGGCGGAGGAUUUGGUCGCGAUGGUGGGCGCUCACGUGGUUUUGGCAACUCAUCGAGCCGAGGUGGUGGGUUUGGUGAUUCAGGAUUUGGUCGUUCAGGUGGCGGAUAUGGUCGUUCAGGCGGUGGAUUCAGUGAUUCCGGAUUUGGCAAGUCGGGAGGUGGUGGUGGAUUCGGUCGUUCAGGAGGUGGUGGUGGAUUCGGUCGUUCAGGUGGUGGUGGUGGAUUCGGCGGUGGAUUCAGUGACUCCGGAUUUGGUCGCUCAAGUGGAUCAGGUGGUGGGUUUGGAGGUGCUGGUGCCGGCCAGUCUGGUGGAUUUGGAGAUUCUGGCUCAGGUGGGUUCGGUAGCGGAUUUGGCAGCUUUGGCAAAAGUUGAUGAUCCAGUCAGUUUUGGCAACUUGGCAUAGCCUAGCAAACUAUUUGAUUGGAGCAAAAGGGAAAAGUAGUUUAUGAUAUUGGAAAGCCCGCCUACCAGUCAAGCUUGAUACGGUUCUUAUGUGAUCCUCUUAUCAGAAGAGGUAAAAAUGACAUGUCUGAUUCUUGUUUGGUGCAAUGCUGAAUUUCUAGCGCUAAACAGCAUACGCUUAGAUGCCGGGAGCUGCAAACCUUGGAAGGCAGCAGGAAAAUAAUCACGAGGCUUUUUCUUCUUUUCUUUUCUAUUUGCCGUUUCCUGCUUUACUGCAGGCUAUCUGCAGUAAGAGUUCCUUGUAAAAUAUGCAGUGUCUUCUGCGGAUAACGAUAUUAUAUCUGCCUUGGUAGUUUUUGUAUUGUAUUAUCCGGCAACUUGUGAACCUAAUGACCGGAAUAACCUAUAUAGUCUCUAGAAUCAUAUGUUAUAAUUGGGCCGCA